Messenger RNA from Cimex lectularius (bed bug), 424 nucleotides. Its product is annotated as coiled-coil-helix-coiled-coil-helix domain-containing protein 7. NCBI's taxonomy places the organism in Eukaryota, Metazoa, Arthropoda, Insecta, Hemiptera, Cimicidae. Bases 101 to 391 code for a protein of 96 amino acids. The transcript is spliced from 3 exons. The record is from RefSeq and is a predicted model, not a curated record.
AAUCGAUUUCUAUCAAUAAUAAUCAAUAACCUCCAUAAAAUGUUUAUUUUUGAUUAUAGAUUAUCCAGAAGAUAAAACGAUAAAAUAUAACAAGUAAAUAAUGGCUAAUGAUUCAAAAUUAACGAGAAAGGAAAGAAAUUUAAGAGCUCAACUAAAUAAUGAAGAAAACAAUCCCUGUUACAAGGAACAUGUUUUCUCUCUUAAUUGUUUGGCACAAAACAACUACAAUGGAGAAGUUUGCCAAAAUCAUUUUGCAAACUACCGAACCUGUAGAACAUUUUGGCAUGCUGUCAUAAGGAAAAGGCGUAAUGAGGGAAUUGAGCCACAUUUGCCACCCUUAGAAGAACGACAGACGAUAAAAGACAAUUUUUUAAAGAAGGGGGCUUUAUGAUGCUUUUUAAAAAUAUAUAUCGGCCUUUUUAUU